UCGGACCUUCAUUUUUACGUUUAGUUCACCCGUUUCGCCGCUAGAUGAUCGCCAAUUUUUUAGUCUAUAAAUUGCACUAUUUUGAACUUAAUUCGCUCGCUCGCUCAAUAAACUAAAUAUAAAUAAAUUGUAAUAGUUUUAUGUUGUAUAAUUUGCGUAUGUACAUCAUUGUAAUCCAUAAGUACAUUACAUAACCUAUAUCUUAAUGUAACCAAGAUUUUAGUGUUUAUUUAUCAUUCAAGAACUUACAAGUGAAACUUGUAUUUUAUGCUAUUAUAUUAAGUGUUGAAUAUGAUCUGUAGAACAGUGUUAAAUCAAAUAAAACCUAAUUCAUAUUAUAAUUGGCCAAAGACUUGGUUUCUUGAAAAAUGCAGGGCUACAUCUAUUUAUAAUUUUCAACAAUGUCAAUUGAUACGAGUCUGUGCAACAAAUUUAGAGAUUUCGAAACAGAAUGUCAAAGAAAAUAUUGGCUUAAAACAACUCAAAGAUCUGUCACAAAAUGGACCUUCGUUCAGAGAUUUUUUACAGCCUGAAACUCGUCUCAAUGAUCCUAUUAUUGUGCCAGAUAUUCCUUACAUAAAAAACAUUGAUGGCUGUGGUCAAAAAAUUUAUUUUGAAGUAUAUGGCUGUCAAAUGAACGUAAAUGACACAGAGAUAAUAUGGUCAGUUUUAAAGUCACAUGGUUAUAGGAAAGUAGAAAAGUUAGAAGAGGCUAAUAUAAUUCUGCUUAUUACAUGUUCCAUAAGAGACAAUGCAGAGCAGAGAAUAUGGAACAAAUUGCAAUAUUUAAAUGGUUUAAGAAGAAAGAAACUAAAAUCUCUUAAAAAAAUUGGUUUAUUAGGAUGCAUGGCAGAAAGACUGAAAGAUAAAAUAUUAGAAAGGGGAAAACUAGUUGAUAUAAUAGCAGGGCCAGAUAGCUAUAAAGAUUUACCAAGACUUCUGUCAACAGUAGAGAAUGAAACUGCUAUCAAUGUUGUUUUAUCAUUUGAUGAAACAUAUGCAGAUGUUACUCCAGUGAGAUUGGAUCCUGAAUCAACUAAAGCAUUUGUUAUCAUUGAAAUACUUUUUAGUUCAAUCAUGCGAGGUUGUGAUAAUAUGUGUACAUAUUGUAUUGUGCCAUUUACUCGAGGAAGAGAAAGAUCACGACCAAUUGACAGUAUCAUUAAAGAGGUUCAGGCCUUAUCUGAUGAAGGGGUAAAAGAAGUAACACUACUUGGACAAAAUGUAAACAGUUACAGGGAUACAUCACAAUCAGAAUUUUACAUGAGUAAUUCUGCAGAAACACAUUUGGUGAAAGGUUUCAAAACUGUAUAUAAAAAUAAAAAGGGAGGACGCAGGUUUUGUGAUUUGCUAGACAAAGUUUCUCGCAUUAAUCCAGAAAUGAGAAUAAGGUUUACAUCGGCACAUCCCAAAGAUUUUCCAGACGAAGUUUUACACUUAAUAGCGGAAAGGCCAAAUAUUUGCAAACAAAUUCAUGUACCCGCACAAAGCGGUAAUUCGGAAGUUUUAGAAAGAAUGAGAAGAGGUUACACACGAGAAGCGUAUAUAAAUUUAGUAAAUCGCAUACGCGAUAUUAUUCCAAAUGCUUAUCUUUCCAGUGACUUUAUUGCUGGUUUUUGUGGAGAAACAGAAGAGCAAUUUCAAGAUACGCUAUCCUUGAUAGAAUUAGUAAAAUAUAAUAGUGCUUUCCUUUUUGCGUAUAGCAUGCGAGAGAAAACCACUGCACAUCGACGUUACAAAGAUGAUAUAGAACUAAGUGUGAAAAAAAGUCGACUUGAUAGAAUGAAUUCAGUGUAUAAAAAUGAAGUUCAGAAAUUAAAUAAAUUACAGGUCGGACAAUUCCAACUUAUACUUAUAGAAGGGGUUAGCAAACGAUCAGAUCAGUUUCUUCACGGAAGAAACGACGGUAACAAUCAAGUAGUAAUACCAUCUCUGAAUAUACCUAUUGAAAAACAUUCUAACGUAACUAGACCAAUUAAAACUGGCGAUUAUGUCGUUGUACAAAUUUCUGGCUCUACCAUAGCAAAACUUACAGGUAUACCUUUGUAUCAUUCGUCGAUAACGGAACACACAUCAUCCACAUUGUAAAUAAAAUAAAGUAGCCAUUUCUAGAAA
Messenger RNA from Megachile rotundata (alfalfa leafcutting bee), 2115 nucleotides. RefSeq names its product CDK5RAP1-like protein. Gene Ontology annotation, cellular component: mitochondrion; cytosol. Gene Ontology annotation, molecular function: tRNA-2-methylthio-N(6)-dimethylallyladenosine(37) synthase activity; 4 iron, 4 sulfur cluster binding. Gene Ontology annotation, biological process: negative regulation of cyclin-dependent protein serine/threonine kinase activity; tRNA modification. Lineage: Eukaryota; Metazoa; Arthropoda; Insecta; Hymenoptera; Megachilidae. The record is from RefSeq and is a predicted model, not a curated record.